Sinocyclocheilus rhinocerous is the source of this 2534-nucleotide messenger RNA. RefSeq lists its product as uncharacterized. NCBI's taxonomy places the organism in Eukaryota, Metazoa, Chordata, Actinopteri, Cypriniformes, Cyprinidae. The coding region runs from base 155 to 880 and encodes 241 amino acids. The transcript is spliced from 10 exons. The record is from RefSeq and is a predicted model, not a curated record.
GCAGGCUGUCAGUAUACUCCCCUGAAGCAUCUUCUCCCUCCCAUUCAUAAAUAGCGAGGACACGCGCUACAAUUCAUCCAGAAGGCUUCCGGAGAAGAAUCAUUCCGCUCUCUGCCUGCAGUUUUUGGCCAAGGAUUCCCUUAAGCAUUGAAUUAUGGACAUCAUCAAUGUGACGUGUGGAGAGAUUCAGACCUCUGUGGGUUUUCUGUAUGUGAUUCAGUCUGUUAUACUGAAUCAAACACUCAGUGGAGACUGUGAGCAGAGCUGGUAUUCAGAGGACGGGUGUCUGAUAGCAGAUCCAUCAGAUCCUCAAACACUGAAUGAUCCUGCGACGGCUGUAAAAUCUGAUCGUCUCGUCACGUCUCGCUGUGUGAAUCUGAUUCAUGGGAUCAUCUGUGAUUCUGCUGAUGGACUUCAUGUCAGACUGGACACCGCAUUCAGAGCGAGGAAUGAAACUGCAGCGACUCCAAACUCAGAUCAGUCGCUGUGGAUUUUGGCUGUUUUUAUUAUCGUCAUCCUUCUCAUCCUCACCUUGAUCUGUUUCUUGUGGCGGAAAAAGAAACUCAGAUGUUUUCAGAGCAUCUUUCAUCUCACUGAUUCAGAAAACAGGGAUCCUGAAACUGGUGUCCAAAUGAAGCUCAGAUCUGAUGAAUCUGAUUCACUGAAUCAAUCUGAAUCUGAUUCUGUCAGGGAUCCUGAAACUGGUGUCCAAAUGAAGCUCAGAUCUGAUGAAUCUGAUUCACUGAAUCAAUCUGAAUCUGAUUCUGUCAGGGAUCCUGAAACUGGUGUCCAAAUGAAGCUCAGAUCUGAUGAAUCUGAUUCACUGAAUCAAUCUGUGUUGAGAAGCACCAUCAUGAAGCAUCAUGACGUCCAGCACUGAGUGUUUGAGUAAAUAUGAAACGUGAUGGGGUGAUCCUGAUCGUCAUCUGGACAUGAAGCCGUUUAUAUUUUCAGCCUUCAAGCAGGUCGCAAAGAAUCAGAAGAAUCCAGUUGAUCUUGUGUUCGGAUCAGCGAAACAUCCCAACCCUCCUUAAGCCUCAUUGUUUCAGCUCAUUCACACAGUUUUAAAGUAUUUAUUAAUGGUUUCACUGUGGGAAUUUAGCUUUUAAUUCAUCCAGACAAGACAGUAUUUCACUCAUUUAUUGACAAUGGUUCUGUAUUCUGUGUAAACACAAUGCAGCUGCUGAUGUAAUAAAAAGAGAACCUGUGCAAAAGAUGUGAUUUUAAACCAUUAUUAUUCUGAAAUCUCAUGAAAUGGUGUAAGGUUGAGAGGUUGGGAAGGAUGUUUCAUGUGUUUUCAGCAGGAUCUCAUUUGUUGGUUCACAGAUCUUCUGCUCUAAAACCCAGUGAUCUGCCUGUAUAGUCAGCAUUGCAGAAAGGAGCUGUCUGUAUAGAGUGAACAGAGCUAGUGAUUACUGCGAGGUAAAUAAUCAGUCAAAUCUGUGACAAGUCUAAUGUAGUCUAGUCUAGAGAGCUAAAUAGGAACGUCUAAAAUAAAAUAUAUUUUUAUUGGUAGAACGGUUUUAUUUCCAACGCAUAUAAAAUGACAGACAGAGGAACACUGUGCCAGUAACUGUAAUGACCCUGGUUUUACUGCAGCACAUGUCUGACAAUAACACCAGCAUUUGAUCUGUUUGCUGAGUGUCCAGCAGGUGGCGCCAAAUAUUCAUUAUUGGAUUAUUAUUAGCGAUAGAAUGAAUAAAGUUGACCAAACUGGUAAUUUUCUUUGCUUGUGUCUGCUGUUCUUCUGCUUUAUUACGUGUUUCUCGUGUUCAGUGAGCUGUGGCUGUAAACAGUUUAUUCUUAGUUCUUUUAUAUCCGUUCAGUUCAGCUGAAUGUUUCUCAUGCUGUGAGUUUAUUUAACUGCUGCAAAGUCUUGCUCAGCUGCAAACAGCAAGGCAAUAUUAACAAUGAAGUUUGUCAGGAAAGAAGGCGCAGGAGUCACUCGCUUCCUGUCACGUGAUGAUGACGUCACUGCAAGCGCAGAGGUUAAAUCACUUGAAAUCGAAAGUGAAAGUAAAGCUGAACAGCAGCUCGACGCCUGAAACCAUCUUCAUGGGCUCAUUGUGAUCAGUUUCAGUAAAGAUGGCGACGAGACCUCAAACACUUCCUGAGAUGUCAGCGAUCAGCUCCAGUCCAGAUGAUCCAGUGAUCCGGAUUCUCCUGAUGGGCAGAAACGCUUCUGGGAAAACCUCAUCAGGGAUCACUUUACUGGGAGAAAAUGGAUUUAUAAUGAGUCUGAAGUUUGUGAGGAGAAAAUGUAGGUUGAUGACAAAUAGGUGAACAUGACUGACUCUUCAAAAUGUGCAUAAUAUAGGCCUACUCGUCUUCGGGACCGAAGAAGAAGAAGAAACUUAGAAGUGCACCUCCCACUUUGAAAAGCCUGCUGAUCUCCAACGGGAUUGAGUGGCGGAGGAACAGCAAAUCACACGAGUGAACUGGACCGGAAUAUUCAAACUCAUGGUCUUGUAGCAGAGGCUGCCGCCGGGCGCAUGCGCGUGAAGUCAAAUAAUUAAAGAGAAAAAAUUACAAUG